This is a messenger RNA of Uranotaenia lowii, 1550 nucleotides long. Its product is annotated as zinc finger protein 771-like. Gene Ontology annotation, cellular component: nucleus. The transcript has 2 exons. Lineage: Eukaryota; Metazoa; Arthropoda; Insecta; Diptera; Culicidae. The coding region runs from base 96 to 1493 and encodes 465 amino acids. The record is from RefSeq and is a predicted model, not a curated record. Gene Ontology annotation, molecular function: zinc ion binding.
AUGGUAUAACAUAAUUUAUAAAAAAUAAGACCAAAUAAACGGAAUAAACUGAAACAAAUUGUUUUCGUGUUCAGUUCCCGUAUCCAAUAAAAAGGAUGGAUUUUUCUAAUCGCUGCCGAGGGUGUCUUUCGAAUGAUGAAGAAACACUACAACCUUUGAAGGGUUCGUCAAUCGGCGAACUGUUCCAGGAUUGCGUACGGUUGAAGGUAGCAUUUGAUCCGGGACUACCGAAAUAUUUAUGUGGAGCUUGCUACCACAAAUGUGCGGCCUGGAACAAAUUCAAGCAGCAAUGCAUCGAAACGCAUGACUUGCUUAAUCUCAAGUUUGGAUCUUCAACGGUGUCUAAUCAUGAGCAUAUCAGUGCUAGCGAAAAUGCGGUAGCCCCUUUACAGGAUGAAACUGUCGCAUCUUGCUUGCAGGAGUACACGGAAGCGGAAUGUAAUGAAGUUGGUAUUACUUUGAAUGCCAGCAAUGAUGACGAAAUUUACGAGGAACAAUCUGAAGAGGUUUUGGAAGAAUUUUACCUAGACGACGAGGUUUCAGAAGAAAAUAUCGAAGACAAUCCAAUACAUAUGAAAGACGAAAUACCAGAGGAAACAACUUCUGACGAAAAAGAUGUUGAUAAUCCAGAAAGAAAUUCAGAUGAAUAUCCUGAACAAUGUGCUGUCGAAAGUCAAGAAAUAACGGAAAAAGUUGUACGAUCUUUCACUUGCAAAAUAUGUAAAUCCAGCUUUAGCAACUCAAGAGCGCUUAGACGCCAUAUGAUUAAACAUCAGGAUUCAAAGCGUUACGUUUGUAUAGAUUGUGGUAAAAGCUACAAGUUUCCAACUUCACUCACGUUGCACAAGAAAUCGCACCUCAACAAUCCGACGUACGUUUGUGAGUUAUGCGGAAAAUCGUUCAUUCGUGCUCACGGUUUGAAAACUCAUCUUCUGACACAUACAACGGAAACGCCCUUCGCAUGCAAGAAUUGUCCUAAGAAAUUUAAAAAUGAAAUCAUGCUACGGAACCAUGUCUUCCGAACUCACUCGGAGGUAAAGAACUUUAGCUGCAGUCAGUGUGGCAAAACUUUCAAAACUGGCGCAGAGCUGAAAAUUCAUACUCGGAGCCACACCAAUCAGAAACCUUUUGCUUGCUCACAAUGUGACAAAAGCUAUAAAACCCAGAGCCAUCUAGCGGUACACUUUCGGGCGGUGCAUACCUCUGAUAGACCCUACAAGUGCGGCCUGUGUCCGCAGGCAUUUGCCCACCGAAAAGUGCUGAAAAACCACAGCCUAACACAUUCAAGCGAUCGGCCGUUUUCCUGUGACUUUUGCCAGCGAACGUACCGCCAAAAGUGGACUCUUGUGGAGCACAUGAAGCAACACCGGAAUAAAAUGACUAGGAUUAGGACUGCAGAAGAUUCGAUUGAAUCGCUCGCUGAAAAUCAAGUAGCGAUGCCUAAUCUAGUAGCGGUUGCUCAAUUGCCUCAGAGUUUUAUUAAGCUGGAGUAGGUCAAAAAUCAAUCCAACAACUUUUUAGAAAAUGAAUGUUGCUUAAAAAAUUACUUU